AUGGUUGACUGGAAUGCCCAGAUCCGCGCACCAGACAUCACCCAUUACACCUGGAGUCACAGGAAGCUGGAAAAGCUGGAAGGAUCGGAGACCCUGCGUUGGCGGCCAGAUACGGGUCUGGUCACCUGCAUAGCCGGCUCCAUCGUCAACGGACACAGGCCAGCCGUUACGUCGGCUUUCAGGCUUGCGCAGGUCGCCGAACUGAAAUCUGACUUAAUUUUGCCGGCGUCCCCUCCUGAUCUACUGGGCCCUGCCAAUGUGCGCAUCACCUCAGACCUCCAUGGUACAAAAACAAGGGCUCCUGUCGGAUCGUCGCCUUUGAGACUUGAGAAUCAUCUUAGCCCGCGUGCCCAACCGUGGUCGGCCUGA
Molecule: messenger RNA, 369 nt
Organism: Aspergillus nidulans FGSC A4
Lineage: Eukaryota; Fungi; Ascomycota; Eurotiomycetes; Eurotiales; Aspergillaceae
Exons: 2
Coding region: 1-369 (122 amino acids)
Source: RefSeq, a predicted model, not a curated record